Molecule: messenger RNA, 465 nt
Organism: Cavenderia fasciculata
Lineage: Eukaryota; Evosea; Eumycetozoa; Acytosteliales; Cavenderiaceae
Exons: 4
Coding region: 1-465 (154 amino acids)
Source: RefSeq, a predicted model, not a curated record
AUGAUCUUAAUGGUUACUAUAUUGUUCAUCUCUACUCUUUUUUGGUUAGAUGUUUUUGCAUUACAAAAACCAUCAUUCUAUCAAGGCGCAUCAGGUAUGUGCAAAAGAGCGAUUGAUUUCCUCUUUGAAUUAUAUUCCAUGUAUACAGAGGAGUUAAAUAUUAAACAAAAAGAUCAACUCCAAAACAUCAUCAACGAGAUAAUGGAUAAAAUGUCAUACCAAACGAUGAUUACUUUUCCUUGCUUUAAUGAAAAGGUUACCAAACAAUUUAAAUUCUUUUCAUUUGUUCAACCAGUCCGAAUCCUCUUCGAUAGGUAUUCAAGCACUCGGAGAAUGGCUACCAACAGGUUUGUACAACCAUACAAAGAUAUCUCGGUUGCUUUCGUCACACCGUCCCAAACAACUUGUUUGAAACAAGAUCGUCAUCCAAACCAAAAUCAACCAAUCGCUGGUCGGUCUCUCUAG